Symbiodinium sp. CCMP2456 is the source of this 1753-nucleotide messenger RNA. Lineage: Eukaryota; Dinophyceae; Suessiales; Symbiodiniaceae. The record is from the annotation of a GenBank genome assembly.
GUCCGUGAAGGCAGGGGCUGUGCGCAACACUCGCGCGAAGACGCGCAGGGUCAGUGGCUUCAAUGCUUUUCAGAAGGCGCACAAGCACCACUUCAAGCAGUCGCGAUUGGGCACCGCCGAGAAUCGACAGGAGACCAGGAACCUGGGGGAGAUCUGGCGCAACAUGCCGGCCGAAGCCCGCGCACGGUACGAGGAACAGGCUCGAGAGCUCCAAUCUGCGCGGGAUGACUUGAAGGGUAAGUGUCUAUCGAAAACAGCAUCGGCCGAAGCAGAAGCUGCAGAUACUGGGAUCCUGAGCACGGCUCAGGUGAAAAGGCUCAACGGCUUCAGGUUGGACAAGACAUUGUCCCAGGUGUCGGAGCACCGGGUGUGGCAGGCUGGUCUAGGGAUUGCCGAUCAUGUGGCUGCUCUGAAGGCAAGCCUCGUCAUUCCAGUGCCAGAUGCCGCUGCGAUGCGAGGGAUUAAGCGUCAAUACGAGGAAGCUUUCUCGUAUGAUUCACAGAUCGUGCCGAACCCUCCUACGAUGCCCAAGUUCAGCCGCCCCUGCUGUACUCUCCAGGCUGGUACUUGUCAGUGCGACCCUUGUUUUGCUGUGAUGCAGCGAUUCGUGAAGGAAUUCCAUGAGCAGCUGAUCGCUCAGCGACUUGGGGGCAGCCCGAGCCUUGUGCAACUCACACCGAGCAACGAUGCCUCGAUGUGGCUGAUUGUCUGCACUGUGGCACUGCGGCCUCAGUGCCACGUUGUCGCCCAUUUGCACUCCUUGGGCGGUUCCUUGUACUUGACAAUGCAGAACGGCAGCAUUUCUAUGGGAACAAUGCAUCGGGUCAUGCGCAGGAUGCUACAGGCAGCUUCCCGAGGGGGUGUGCCGCUAGAUGAAUUCACCUGCACUGUGGCCGUUCGCCUUUAUGGUGCUUCAGAGAUGGCGGACUCACAGGAGAUGCAGUUUCUCCAGCCUGAUGAGGAGGAGGCAUUGUCGGAACAUGUGCUCAGUGCAGGCAACCAGCCAGGACUCCCAGGACCGCGACGCGCGCCGGCGGCACCUGCCGGUGGUUGUCGUUUGCCUUUUGGAUUGGUAGCCAGCAGGACGACGAGGGCUCGCAAACCCACGAGCGAGAGCAAGGUGGACAAGGGCAGGGAUGCCGAGACGGAAGGGGCUUCCUCUGCGCCUUCGGGCGAGACUGCAGUUGCACAGUCACUUGGGCAGACGGUGGACAAGGAAGAGCCCGAGCUUUUGUCUUCAGUGGUCGAGGGCACUUGCCUGCUAAGUCCAGGUGCACAAGCUGAACUGGAGAUGGCCAUGCAGCUGCAACGGCACUGGGAUGCCAGCCAAGAUCCUGAGGAUGAUGCUCGCACGUCUAAAAGCAGAUCGUGUGCAAGCUUGGAUCCAGAUGCUGCACCUGCUGGAAGCCGUGCGCGGCCACGGCCAGAGCCAUCUACGGCUGAGCCAGUGAGUGGCCCCGGUAUUUUCCAGGCCCGAUUGGGCAUCCUCAGCGUGGGCCGGGUACAACGCCCGAAUGUGAGCUGCUACUUUUGUCAGAGCAAGCUAGCAAAGGGUUCCUUGCGUUUCGAGUACGCAUACAAGCUGAACAAGCCUCCGCAGAGUAUCCACGCAAGCUGUUUGGCGCAAAUCCCUGAUGAUCAGUUGUCGGUCUCCAUAGGGACACUGGGGUAUGCAAUUGGUUCGCAGCCGCUGUCGUCAGUUGACAGGUAUUCAUGUGAAAGAGCUCUGGAUGAGCUGAGCUCUCGGUUGUAA